UCCAGUUUAUAAUUACUGAAUGAAAAGAGUUCAUCUUUCUUGCAGCGUUCAGAAUUUGGGAGAUAAUAAAAAUUCUUGAUACUAAGAUCGUUAGUUGACACCUACCAAUUGUCAAAGAAAUGAAACUCGGAAUAUCUCAAAAGUGGGAAGGAGAAACAAAUUCACCAAUUGGAGAAUAAUUACCGAUGUUCCUCAACGGUCAACAAAUAAGCCAAGAACACCCCUUUGAGAGGGGUGGGGGCGUCAGUACUCUUCAGGUACCUACCGUCUGUAAUGGAUAUCUAUGAGUACUCAAGCAACCUGACUUUCAGUAUCAGUUACAACUCGGACCAGUGUAGUUAACAGUGUUAGAACGGUCAGUCUCAAUCCGAAUUUUCGACUUUCUGUUGCAUCUGUGUUGAAAAUGUUGACUUACGGACAAGAAGAUAUGUGCAAAUCUCACGGAAGGUUGAUACAGACUGAAUGCCCGACUAUAAAGUGUAGUCCUCUUCCACCCCAUUGGAGAUACAAUAAAGCUUUGCCCUGGACAUUUAAAGUAGUAUGUUUGGACGAGGAAGUAGCCGAUGGUACUCAUGUUAUAAUAACCGCCGGCAAUGAAGGCAACUGCGGCCAAAUGGUGUUGAACGGGCUAGCCAAGACGCGAAAUGGAGUGGCUGAGUUUAACGACUUGAGGUUCAUAGGAAGGAGUGGAAGAGGGAGAACCUUUAAGUUGGUCAUAUCAGUUCUGUCAAAACCGUGUCAAGUUGCAACGAUAAAUAAUGCGAUUAAAGUGACAGUGGAUGGACCAAGGGAGCGAAGGGCCAAAAACAAACCGUUUGCUGAUAGAGUCAGUACGAGUACGGGAUAUUAUAAUCCUUGUACAGGAAAUCCUGUAUGGUUCAACCCGAGUUUUAACCCUUAUCCCUCCCCCAUUCCUCCCACAAGGUCUUAUCCAACAAGCUAUCAGCAGCCUGGAAUGUAUCCACCAGUGAUAUCUCCAUCGAGUAUAUAUCCAAGUGUACCAAGAUUACACCCAGCAUCCAUCGCCCCACAGAUUAUAGUACGAACAGAAACUAGUCAGCCAGCCUUUCCCAUAAAUUUGAACUUAAGUUACCCCUCAAAUGUUGUGAAUAAUAAUACGAGGUACCCUCAAUCACAACCUCAAUACAGUCCUUCGCAGAGCCUGCCGAGGUCGGCUUCCUCAGCUUCGUUUUUGACUGAGUCCAGUAUCGAGAAAGAUGAGGAAUCUAUAGAAAUAGAAGAUAUAGAUAUUGUGGGAGUAGAAGAGGAAAUUGUGCCUGUCAAAUGUGACCUCAAGGCUCCGCCUGCGAAAUCCACAAACUCGGAUGUGUGGCGUCCAUACUAAAAAAAAAUUUCGAGAGCUGCCAAAACUGGCUUGUCGAAAUUUCUACUCGAAAACGUGCCAAAUCUUUUUCCUGUGAUAUCGAAAAAACUCUGAACGUACAAUGUAUGAGCUUUAAUUUUUACAUAGACAUAAAGGAAUUGCCUAUUAUUUAUACCUGAUGUUCUAGAAGAUAAUCAAAUGAGAAAAUAUGUAUUAUAUAUGUAUAUAUUUAGUGCCCCUUACAGGCGUUCUGUGCAUAUUUUAAUUAUGUAACGUUAUUUUUGUUAUGUAAUAUGAUGAUAUUCAUAUGUUUCAUUCGUUAAUAAAAUAUUCGAAACCUCA
This is a messenger RNA of Coccinella septempunctata (seven-spotted ladybird), 1666 nucleotides long. RefSeq names its product segmentation protein Runt-like. The record is from RefSeq and is a predicted model, not a curated record. The transcript is spliced from 3 exons. The coding region runs from base 404 to 1345 and encodes 313 amino acids. Gene Ontology annotation, biological process: regulation of DNA-templated transcription. NCBI's taxonomy places the organism in Eukaryota, Metazoa, Arthropoda, Insecta, Coleoptera, Coccinellidae. Gene Ontology annotation, molecular function: DNA-binding transcription factor activity, RNA polymerase II-specific; ATP binding; RNA polymerase II cis-regulatory region sequence-specific DNA binding. Gene Ontology annotation, cellular component: nucleus.